Molecule: messenger RNA, 1938 nt
Organism: Dovyalis caffra
Lineage: Eukaryota; Viridiplantae; Streptophyta; Magnoliopsida; Malpighiales; Salicaceae
Source: the annotation of a GenBank genome assembly
AUGGAUUCUCUUCCGUCCCUAUCGGGAAGACAACUCCACCAUUCCAAUUCCUCCAAUUCGUCCAAUACCAACUCCCCUCUUAAAAAUCCCUCUCCGAUACCACUAACAUCCAAAACCUCUCUUCCAUCCUCAACAACCCUCACUCCUACAAAUCCUCCGAUCCCUCUGCCUGGCUCGGCUGGUGACAUCAAAAACCACUCCAAAAAUAACGAACAAGAGCAGGAAUCCAAAUUGGAUUUGACUACUGUAGAAUCCAAUUUGGAUUUGGCUGCUGUAGGGCAAGGCGAGGCGCUUGUUGCGUGUUUAAGGGAAGUUCCGUCUCUGUAUUUUAAGGAGGAUUUUGCAUUGGAAGAUGGGUCCACGUUUCAGGUGGCUUGUCCGUUUACUCAUGCGGCGGCGAAUUUGAUGUUGCAGGAGAAGUUGAGUCAGUAUUUGGAUGUGGUGGAGUUGCAUUUGGUGAAGGAGAUUUCGUUGAGGUCGAAUUCGUUUUUUGAGGCGCAAGGGCAGUUGGAGGAUUUGAAUGGGAAGAUUGUGGAAGGUUGUGAAAGGAUUAGGGAGUUGAAGGAGGCUAUUAGGGUUUUGGAUAAGGAUUUGGUUGAGUCGGCGAGGGAGAUUCAUGAGUUGAAUGUUAGUAGAGGGAAUUUGGUUGCUUUGCAAAAUAAGUUGAGGCUUAUUUUGUAUGUUAAUCAGGCUCUUUCCACUCUUAAAUUGGCUCUUUCUGCACUUAAAUUGGCAAUUAGCAUUGCCAUUUUGUUUGUUUUGGCUUGUUUCUUGGGCAUAAGUUUAAUUCUUGUUGCAUCCGCCGAUUGUGCGGGAGCAUUGGAUGUUACUGAUGAUUUGCAGCAGCUGCUGAAUGGAGAUGAGCUGACUGGUCUACAUUGUUUUCGUCACCUACGGGAUCAUGUGGCAGAUGCAAUAGAUUCCAUAAACAGUUGCAAUAUUGAUCAUGGGAAAUUUUUUCCAUAUGAGAUUUCGUCGUGGGGAUUGUUGGGAGUCGAGGCAGAAGGGGUGGUUCUUAAGUCAACUGAAAGGAUGGGUAGUGCUAAGGGGAAGGAGUUGAAUUUAUGGCAAUUGCUGUUGGAUAAGCUUGGUGUUCUAGUUUUAUUGGACUUUUACUUAUGGGGCUUUAUGGGUUGCUUUAACUUACAUUUAAUGAGAUUGGUUGAUCUCCUAGUGCUUUGUGGAUGCCUUAUUCUUUUAUUUGUGUUUGCAAUUUCGCUGGUUAUCAGUUCAAGUAGCAUUCUUUCUUCAGAAUUUAUGCGAGCUUCAAUACAUGGUGCUGGGGAUAAAGAUUUGCUUCUUUUAUCCAAAGCAAAAGCCAGGGAUUCCAUAUAUAUGAAUGGAAAAGAUGAAGAAGUUAAGUUGGAUGACGAAGAGACCUCUAAUUUUCGAGAUCGUCUUCUCCCUCUCAUUGUUGGGUUGCUUAGAACUGCCAAGCUCCCCUCUGUGCUGAGAAUAUACCGAGAUACCCUUACAGCCAGUAUGAAAACCACCAUUAAGAAUGCUGUUGCAGAGCUGCUUCCUGUCUUUUUGGCCCAAUCUCUGGAGUCAGAUCUCACAUCUGCUGAGCGGACAGCUGAUACAGAUGGUGGAGGUUUAUCACUUGCAAGCAAGUUAAGGAGCUUGUCAUCUGAAAAUUUUGUGCUACUUUUAAGUGCUGUUUUCAACAUAGUACAGGCACACUUAGUGCGGGCUGCUGAAGUGAAAAAGGCAAUUGAGUGGAUUAUGUGCAGUGUUGAUGGACACUAUGCUGCUGAUUCAGUUGCUGCUGCAAUUGCAGUUGGUGCAGCAGCAGCUGAUACAGCUCAUGAGAGUGAUGGUCAAGGCGGUUCACUUCUCCCCUUUUCUCCACAGAGAAAUGCUUCCAACCUUGCUUCAUCUCAGCUGAAAGCAAAUGAUGCAGCAAGCCCCUCAAAUAUUUCAAGAAAUUUUAAGUAA